Oryza brachyantha (malo sina) is the source of this 2540-nucleotide messenger RNA. RefSeq names its product L-type lectin-domain containing receptor kinase S.4-like. Gene Ontology annotation, biological process: protein phosphorylation. Gene Ontology annotation, cellular component: plasma membrane. Bases 27 to 2096 code for a protein of 689 amino acids. Gene Ontology annotation, molecular function: carbohydrate binding; ATP binding; protein kinase activity. Lineage: Eukaryota; Viridiplantae; Streptophyta; Magnoliopsida; Poales; Poaceae. The transcript has a single exon. The record is from RefSeq and is a predicted model, not a curated record.
CCGUCGUCUUCUCCGUCUCCGAUGCGAUGCGACGCCUCACCGUCCUCCUCCUCUUCCUCGCCCUCCUCCUCGCCACCCUCGCCGCCUCCCAAGAAUUCACCUACGCCGGGUUCCGCAACGGCGGCGGGAUUGGGAACGGCCCGAACCUGACCUUCAACGGCGUGACCGAGCUCCGGCCGGACGGCAUCCUGCGGCUCACCAACGAGACGUCGAGGCUCAUCGGCCACGCCUUCUACCCGUCUCCCCUCCGGCUCCUCGCCGGCGCCGGCGGCAAGAAUGGCACCGCGGUGUCCUUCUCCACGGAGUUCGCGUUCGCCGUCGUGCCGGAGUAUCCCAAGCUGGGGGGGCAUGGGCUGGCGUUCGUCGUCGCGCCCGACCCGCGCCUCCCCGGCGCGCUGCCCAGCCAGUACCUGGGACUGCUCAGCGCCGCCGACGUCGGCAACGCCACCAACCAUGUCCUCGCCGUGGAGUUCGACACCGUGCAGGACUUCGAGUUCGGCGACAUCAAUGACAACCACGUCGGCGUCGACCUCAACAGCCUCGUCUCGAACGCCUCCGCCUCCGCGGCGCCGGUCAACAUCAAGUCCGGCGACACCAUCCUCGCCUGGGUCGACUACGACGCCGGCGCGAGGCUACUGAAUGUCUCCAUCGCCGCCGCCGCCUCGUCGAAGGGCAGCAAGCCGGCGGCGCCGCUCAUCUCCUUCCACGUCGACCUGUCGCCGAUCUUCCUCGACCAGAUGUACGUCGGCUUCUCGGCGUCGACGGGGCUCCUCGCGAGCUCCCACUACCUCAUGGGCUGGAGCUUCAAGCUUGGCGGCGGCGCCGCGCCGCCGCUCGACGUGUCCUCCCUCCCGUCGCUGCCCCGCCCCGCCGCCAGCAAGAACCGGACGUCGCUCAUCCUCGCCUCGGCGUUCUCGGCGUUCGUGGCGCUCGUGGUCCUCGCCGGCGCCGCCACCUACGCGGCGUACCGGUACAAGAACCGCGACGUGGUGGAGCCAUGGGAGCUCGACUACGGCCCGCACCGGUACAAGUACUCCGAGCUGAAGCGCGCCACCCGCGGCUUCCGCGACCGCGAGCUCCUCGGCUCCGGCGGCUUCGGCAAGGUGUACCGCGGCGUGCUCCCCGGUGAGGCCGAGGUCGCCGUGAAGCGGGUCUCCCACGAGUCGCGGCAGGGGCUCCGCGAGUUCGUCGCCGAGAUCGCCUCCAUCGGCCGGCUCCGCCACCGCAACCUCGUCCAGCUCCAGGGCUGGUGCCGCCGCCGCGGCGACCUCCUCCUCGUCUACGACUACAUGCCCAACGGCAGCCUCGACAAGCACCUCUUCGGCGACGGCCUCCUGGCGGCGCGCCUCACGUGGCCCGUCCGCUUCAAGAUCCUCCGCAACGUCGCGUCGGCGCUGCUCUACCUCCACGAGGAGUGGGAGCACGUCGUGCUCCACCGCGACGUCAAGGCCAGCAACGUGCUCCUCGACGGCGACAUGUCCGGCCGGCUCGGGGACUUCGGCCUCGCCAAGCUGUACGAGCACGGCGCCAACCCGAGCACGACGAGGGUGGUGGGCACGCUGGGCUACCUGGCGCCGGAGCUGACGAGGACGGGGAAGGCGACCACGGCGGCCGACGUGUUCGCCUUCGGGGCGCUGGUGCUCGAGGUGGUCUCCGGGCGGCGCCCCAUCGAGCCGAGCGCGGCGCCCGAGGAGCUCGUCCUGGCGGAGUGGGCGUGGGAGCGGUACGCCGCCGGGGAGGUGGAGAAGGUGGUGGACGCGAGGCUGGGCGCGUUCGACGCCGGCGAGGUGGCCGCCGCGGUCAAGGUCGGGCUGUGGUGCUCCCACCCGGCGCCGGCGGUGCGCCCGACGAUGAGGGAGGUCGCGCGCUACCUCGACGGCGGGGACGCCGCGGAGGUGCCGCCGCCGCCGCCUCCGCCUCCUCCCCCGCCGGUGUGCUCCGGCGAGGUCGGGUACUACGACUUCGUGCACUCGUACCCUUCGUCGUCGUACGAGAGGGUCGCGGCGGCGGCGGCGGCGGACGGCGUGACGCAGACGUCGGUGGCCACGUUCCCCUACUCGCCGCUGUCGAUGAGGUCAUCCCACGUCAGCGUGUGACCCCACCCCUGGGUCCCACCUGUCAGGUGAAUGACGUGCGGGCCCACUGCCUGUCUGGAGUGUGAAGCAGCUUCUAUUUUUGUUGAAAUUUGUUGAAUUGCAAAAGGGAGACAAAAACAGAUGGCAGAAUUUUGAUAGGCCAGAGAUGAUUUCUGCGAAAUCUCUCGAUUUGAACAGAUCCUUCGUCACUAGGGCAUAUUCAGUUUAGAGUAAUUUUAGGGGAGUUUUGAAGGAAUUAAAUUGUUCCUGUGUUCCGAAGAAGCCCUGAGCUAUAUGAUUUGAACUUGUCCUGUAGCAAAUUGGUUACCUCUAACUUAGUAUGUCUGAGCUGAAUUUGUUAACCUCAAUGGGUUGCAUUUCUAUAAUGAAAUUGUACAAAAUUCUGCUAAUGAUGAGCUAAUAUAGUUGUAAUGGUUGGUCUUCCACCUACCAAAAGUUUGAACC